AUGAACCACCCGAACCUCACGGAUAAUCCCCUUCCCCGUGGGGUUUUGGGUUGGACCAUCGGCAAAUUGGUCAUCGAGGGCUGGCGCGCUCCUGCCCGCCGCGCUCGCCUCUACAAGGCGGCUUCUAUGCCUCCUAUCAUGAUUGAGGACGACGAUGCCUCCGACUCUCCUGAUGCGCUCGACGUCCGGAGGAUACAUGUAUUUCACCACUCCUUCUUUGGCAACGAAGGCACCAGUCGAGCCGUCAACAGAACCCCUCCUGAGACCGCCACGGACUACGUCUACCAUGCCAGGCCCAUCUCUACGUACUUCUCUUCGAAGCCUGCGCCCGCUGCCAUAGCACCGGCUGCCGCUACCGCCGCUGCCGUUUUAAUAAGGUUUACCUCAAGCCAUGACGCUAUGCAAAUCGCACUAUGGUGCGACGGAUCUUACUGCCAGGAGAGUGGGUAG
Messenger RNA from Neurospora tetraspora, 450 nucleotides. RefSeq lists its product as uncharacterized. Bases 1 to 450 code for a protein of 149 amino acids. NCBI's taxonomy places the organism in Eukaryota, Fungi, Ascomycota, Sordariomycetes, Sordariales, Sordariaceae. The record is from RefSeq and is a predicted model, not a curated record. The transcript is spliced from 2 exons.